This is a messenger RNA of Dalotia coriaria, 2160 nucleotides long. RefSeq names its product transmembrane protein 26. The record is from RefSeq and is a predicted model, not a curated record. The transcript has 4 exons. Bases 97 to 1509 code for a protein of 470 amino acids. NCBI's taxonomy places the organism in Eukaryota, Metazoa, Arthropoda, Insecta, Coleoptera, Staphylinidae.
CCGCUAAGUUAGCAGUAAAUUGUUACCUAAUCGUUAAAUAAAAGUUAAUAAAAACUUGAUAUAAACUGUGCGGGGUACGACUUAUUUAAAUUCAUCAUGGCAAAAUGCAUAGCAACAAUUAAAGCAAUACUCACGCGACUAGUGUUUGCGGCUCAUGGUUUUCUUGCUAUUUGGCAAGUGACCAUUUUUAAAAGCAAUACGUUUUACUGGUAUCUCAGUUCGCCUAUAUUAUUGCUAUUCUUUGAGGGAGUUUUUACGCUGACCAUUAAAGAAAGUCAGGAAUGGAAAUGGUUUUGUCCAUCGGUGUUUCUGUACCUGGUGAGCAUCGUCCCUGCAAUUUGGCUCCUCGAACUUGAUAAAGUCGACCGACGACUUCGCAUUAGAGAAGAAGCGUUCAACCUGACCGCCACUGCUAAUAAUUUUAAAGAGAUUAACAAUCUAAUCGGGGUUGAAAUUAAAUUACCCGAAAUUUCCCUGAGCACCGAAACGUGGAUAACACUCAUCGAGCAAUUUCUGAUGCUUAUUCUCAUCAUCGGAAGAUGGAUGCUGCCAAAGGGUGAUUUAACGCGCGAUCAACUCAGCCAACUUUUGCUGGUGUACAUCGGGACAGCCGCUGAUAUAAUUGAAUUUUUCGAUUCUUUCAAAGACGAUAAGAUUGCUUCCGAACCAAUAUUGGUAUUGUUGACCCUAGCAAUAUGGUCGUGGAGUUUGAUGCAGUUUACAGUGGUCCUCACAGCUACCAAAGCAAGAAAAUCACGACUUAGCACAACAAAAACUGCUACGAAAAGUACUGCAAGUUGCUGCUGCAGCAUUGAUGUAUGGGGUAUUGCCCUAAACAUCGCCCUUCAAGACGCGCCAUUUCUAGUCUUUCGACUAUUAAUUAUCACCCACUUCAACAUCAUAUCCUAUAUGAACGUAUUUUUCACGUGCAAGAACACCCUGGUGAUUCUCCUUCAACUUUAUCGCCUCUACGUUGUUCAUUCAGAAAAUAACAAACCUAAGAAGAAGUCCACAACAGACUUUGAACUCACUGAUAUUUCUAUCAUUUCCAAAAUGGAUAUGUACGACACAAGUAAACAAAAAAGGAGACUCAAACAUAAACAAAACAAACAACCGAAGAAUAAAUCAAAAUCAAAAUCGCACCGAACCCACAAACCUUGCACUCCAGUGCAGAGUCAAUGCGAAACCGAUGAAGUUUCCAACGACUCCGAAGAUGAACGUAUAAAGAAGAAAAUGAAACAUCAUGCCAAGAAGGAUACUGGCUAUUCCACAGCCAGUUCACAUGCGAGUACGCGUAGAGCCCAUCAAAAAGAGAAACACGCAAGUCGAAAUAAAUCAAAACAAAGGACACUUAAAAGAUCAGAUAGUGUUGCAUCACAAUCAGAAAGUGAAAACAACUCAUCAACCGAACCAGAAGCUCCACGUGAUAAUCAAAAGACAAGAAAGAAGAAAAUUACCAAAGUAAUCACCACGAGCAGUGCAAGCACAAGAAGUGGUGACUCUGAUUGACGCCAUCAGCUCGCCAUCAUGGCCAUCUUCUGUCUCUAUAUAUUUAUCUUCAUCUGCGCCCUCUUCUUCAUAUGGUGCGGUAUCAAUACUGAAGGAUUAGUGAUUGCGCGGCUCUAUAAAAAGAAACACUUAGAAAACACUUCCCAUUAUCUGCACUAGAACAGAACUAUUAAGUUUAUUUCGUUUCGAGCACAUUCUUCAAGAAAUCAGAGAUGUUUUCCUGUGAAGAAAGAUCGUCGAGAUACUUAACCAGUGAUGAUUCAGAUACAUCAUUAGCAAUGCAAUACAUAACACAGGCAUCUUUCAAAAUGCCCACUGCUUUAACCACGUUGUCUUGCUUGUCGGCAUUUGUCCAAGCAUUGCAUUCUUUAACAUUGUUGACGUACAUCAGCACAUAGUGUAGAUUGUGAUGUGCACACGUAGCAAAAUCUUCAUUACCUCCUUCAUCGUGCGGUUUCUUACGACGUCGGCGUUUUAACAUUGAUAACCCAGGGAGUUUUUCCAGGCGUUUGGUUACAGGAUUAAAGUGGGGCUUUUCGUGCAUUCCGUCGACGGGCCACUGCUUCAGCGAGGAUUUCGUCUUUCUAGUCUAAAAUAUAUUUAUUAGUAUCUUAGAAUAUAAUUAAAAAAGAAAUUAAAACUAUAGCAGAA